Messenger RNA from Alternaria ethzedia, 243 nucleotides. RefSeq lists its product as uncharacterized. Bases 1 to 243 code for a protein of 80 amino acids. NCBI's taxonomy places the organism in Eukaryota, Fungi, Ascomycota, Dothideomycetes, Pleosporales, Pleosporaceae. The transcript is spliced from 2 exons. The record is from RefSeq and is a predicted model, not a curated record.
AUGCCUCUCGUAGUCCCCGGUCUGCAGUCCAAGGACGGAAACUCCAACGAUGACUGGAUGAGCAAGCUCAUGGGCAAGAAGCUUGGAGACCAGCAUGAUGAGAUGACUUUCGCAAAGACCGACCUCCCCCAGCAACACCGCGUUCUCAACGAAGGCGACAUGAAGACCAUGGACUUCCAGCCCGAGAGGCUGAACGUUCACCUCGACAAGGAUGGUACUAUCAACAAGGUUACCAAGGGUUAA